UAAUAGGUCUCAGCUCCUCUCUUCUUUUUCACAGAAUGGUACCAGCUUCUGUGCGCCUGGUUCAGGUGGCAUUUGAAGAGGUGGCUGUGUGUUUCAGUGAGGAGGAGUGGGGCUUUCUGGAUCCAUACCAAAGGGCCCUGCAUAGGGAAGUCAUGGAGGAGAAUUUGGAGAUGGUGGCCUCCUUGGGUGGUGAUAUGGAUGAGAAUGAAGAAGGAAGUGAAUGCCUUAGUCUUGCAUGUGGGAGAAGCUUCAGCUGUAAAACAAGCCUUCAUCUUCACUGUAGAACACACAUUAGUGAACAAUCUUACAAAGAUGGUGAGAGUAGCUACAGGAAAAUACUGUUUUCCCAUGAAACAUCUGAAAUAGCAGAGAAACCAUUUAAAUGUCAGAAAUGUGCCAAGAGUUUCAGGCAUAGGUCACAGUUUAUGUCACACCAAAGAUUGCACUCAGGGGAGAAGUUAUUAAUAGGUUUGGAGUGUAGAAAGAGCUCAAUGGAGAAGAAACACCAGAGUUGCCAUGAAGCAGGACAUGCAGCUAAGAAACCUUUGAAAUGCUUGGAAUGUGGAAAGAACUUCAGUCAUGAGAUAAGCCCCAUACAUCAUCAAGCAAGUCAUACAGGAGAGAAGCCAUUUAAAUGCUUGGAGUGUGGAAACAGCUUCAGUAGGACGGGAAAACUUAUUGAUCGCCAAGAAACUCACACAGGGGAGAAACCCUUUAAAUGCCUGGAGUGUGGAAGGAAAUUCAGUCAAAAGAGACACCUCUCCUGUCACCAAAAAUACCACACAGGGGAGAAACCCUUUAAAUGCCUGGAGUGUGGAAGGAAAUUCAGUCAAAAGAGACACCUCUCCUACCAACACCAGGAAGUGAAAGAAAAGCUAGAGGAGAUGUCUUUCUCCUUCGGGUCCACGACUAAGACCUUACCCUAUCCAGCAUUCAUCUAA
This is a messenger RNA of Sceloporus undulatus (fence lizard), 941 nucleotides long. RefSeq names its product gastrula zinc finger protein XlCGF7.1-like. The transcript is spliced from 4 exons. The coding region runs from base 36 to 941 and encodes 301 amino acids. Gene Ontology annotation, biological process: negative regulation of transcription by RNA polymerase II. The record is from RefSeq and is a predicted model, not a curated record. Gene Ontology annotation, molecular function: DNA-binding transcription repressor activity, RNA polymerase II-specific. NCBI's taxonomy places the organism in Eukaryota, Metazoa, Chordata, Lepidosauria, Squamata, Phrynosomatidae.